AUGAGAACAACGGCAGCGGAAGCAACAACAAACUCGGUCGAGGGCUACGUAGAGUUUGUUAAUAACUUUUGGGGCAGUUCUCCAGAACAAAGUUUUGAAAUUAUAUCUAUUCGAAUAAAGGACUCUAUAAAAACUCUUUAUGAAGUCAUCAAUUUUUACCAAGAAAAGAUAAGCAUAGAAAAAGACUAUAUUAAACGACUAGAAAAGUUACAGGCAAAAUGUCCAUUGGGCACUCAUGAAACUGGCAGUCUCAAACGGUCGCUUGACAAAUUCCAUUUGGAGAAUGAUACCAUGAUAGAUCACAAUGUUAAAUUUGUCAAGUCAACGCAGGAUGCAAACCUCGAAAAGCUACAUCAUUUCACUCAAUUGUAUAUCCAAAAAGUCGACAAGCUUCGUCAUCAUAUGGGCAAAGUCAUUUUGCGACGAGCCAACACUUUAAAAGAGCUAAAUGUGCAUAAAAAUAAAUACCAAGAGGAAUGCGGCUUGAUGAAGUCGUUGAAAUUGCAAUUGCAAACAACUUGGGGUAAAGAAUUGGAGAAAAACCAGCUUAAAUAUAAUAAACUUUCCAGCUCCAUCGCACAGACCCGGAAUAACUAUCAAUACUCCAUCAAUGCGUUUAAAGAAAUCAACGAUAUUUACAAAAGAGACUGGUCCAUAUCAGUCAAUGAUUUUUACAAGUUGGAGAUUGAGCGUGUUCAAUUGAUCAAAAUCAACUGCUUUAAUUACUGCAAUAAUAUUGCAACUCUCUGUGUUGAUGUGGAUCAAUCAAUAGAUUUGGCUAGAUCGAGUUUUGCUGCCGUACAGCCUCAGCCCGACGUGCAGGAAUUUAGCAAUAAUUACGGCACUGGUAACAAAAUAUAUAAUGACCCCGAGUUUGUUGAAUACAUGACGGGCACGGAAGAGCCUUCCAUAGGCUAUACUAUACUGGGACUGCGAAACCCCAACCACGAUGAAAUCUUGACAAGAACUUAUUCAAACUUUUCGCAGAGACAACAAGUAGGCAAACAACAGCUGCCGCCAAAGAAUUUACAGCAACCACCUCGGAAUGGUCGUGAUAACGGAGAGAGCAUAAUGUUCAACCCAAUAGAUGAUUUCACUUUAAAGGCUCAGGCUGCAAGGCCAAGUACUGAGAAGAUGAUUGCUAAUGGCAGCAACAAUACCAACACUAAUACUAAUACUACCACUAGUAAUAACAAUCAUAGUAAUGGAGUAGGUCGCGGCAGUCCACCGAAAUCACCUUUUUAUCACCAUAUUACUUCACCAUUAAAAGAUUUGCCAAAAGUAGAUUUACAAUUCACCAACCCACUGGAGAAUGAAAAAAACUUUAAUGAGAGAAAUCACUUUGUGACUCCAACAAAAAAUACAAUUUUUGAUACUUCGCCGUAUAAGCAAAGAAAUGCUAUUCCCGACCUUUCACCAACAAAACAAAUCAACGCAACCAUGACAACAAAUACAACAACCCCAUCCAAUCCAACAAUGACACCAAUACCAAUACCACUACCAAUAUCAUCACCAACACAAACAGCAAAAACAAAACCAAUUGAACAACAUAUUCCUGCUACAAGGCAAACACUCUCGCCGCCAAAGAAUAGUCAUACUCCAGCCCGGAAACCUCCCAUUGACUUGUUAUCUCACAAGACACAGUCCACUUCAAGUUCUGUACCAGAUAACGAUGUGUUUUCAAAAGACGAGAGACUCUCAAAUAGUGGUGGAACAUCGUCCAACUAUAGCUCUGAGAGAAAUUGGGCAUCACCAAGAAGAAGAGAGAAACAACUUCAACAGAUGCAGGAGCAAAUUACUCGUAGAGCCACUAAUGAAUUUGGUAGAAGGUCACAAAAUUCCAGAAAUGAUGCAAUUGAUCAACAACUGAUAAAUGCAAAGACAAAAGUGCCGAUAGUGAAUGACUUUUCAAUCGACUUUAUUGCUAAAGCUUUAGAAGAUUUGAACGCUGGUGGAAAUGGCGACGUUAACCAAUUUAGAAGGUCAAUACGAAGCAAUGGUAAUGGUCUGAAUGAGGGUAAUCAUGAAAGAAACAGCGAGAGAAAUUACGAGAGAGGCCAUGAGAGGGAUAGAGAAAGUAUUGUCACAAGUACCUAUAGUCGCAGACCCAAGUCCGACUAUAUAGAUGAUCAUAAUGAAGUAGCGCAACGUUACGAAUCAAUAAGUUUUAGACGACCCAAAUCUAUGGUUGAUAUUGGCGGCAGUGAUAAUGGUGUCAACAAUGUCAAUGAGAGCUUUGCCAAUAAACGUGCGUCUCCCGAUGUCUUUACUACUAAGCCACAACAAUACCCAUAUGCACAGAAACAGAAUAGGUAUUAUCAAACUCCAAAUAAUUCACCCUUAAAAUCGAAAACCGUUGAGCUGAAGAACGUCAAACCAACAAUUAAAAUCACGCCAGUCAAUCAGAGACCAUACGUGAGUACUGCUACUGCUCGGUACACUUUCAAGCCGCAGGAAGAGGGGGAGUUGUAUUUCCGCAAAGGUUGGCAAAUGUUUAUUAUUCAUAAGCAAGAAGACAAUUGGUUUGUUUGUGAAUUGGGGCCAAAUUGUGACGACUGUAAUGGUAUGAUUGGAUUGGUUCCGGGUAAUUACAUAGUUGAACACUAA
Lodderomyces elongisporus is the source of this 2607-nucleotide messenger RNA. It is a transcript of the gene HOF1, whose product is annotated as formin-binding protein. Bases 1 to 2607 code for a protein of 868 amino acids. NCBI's taxonomy places the organism in Eukaryota, Fungi, Ascomycota, Pichiomycetes, Serinales, Debaryomycetaceae. The record is from RefSeq and is a predicted model, not a curated record. Gene Ontology annotation, molecular function: phospholipid binding; protein binding. Gene Ontology annotation, cellular component: cytoplasm; plasma membrane; cell division site. Gene Ontology annotation, biological process: cytoskeleton organization. The transcript has a single exon.